Molecule: messenger RNA, 315 nt
Organism: Acanthamoeba castellanii str. Neff
Lineage: Eukaryota; Discosea; Longamoebia; Acanthamoebidae
Product: antibiotic biosynthesis monooxygenase, putative
Exons: 2
Coding region: 1-315 (104 amino acids)
Source: RefSeq, a predicted model, not a curated record
AUGGCAAGCCCGAGCCCCGUUACGCUGAUCAACUCGUUCGAGGUGCCCGAGGGCAGGGUGGACGAGUGCCUCGCCCUGUGGCGCGAAGCCGCUGCCGUGCUCAAGAGGCAGCCGGGCUACAUCGCCACCCACCUGCACCGCAGCCUCAACCCCAAGGCCAAGUACGCGCUGGUCAACGUCGCCCAGUGGGAAACCGCCGAGCACUUCAUGAAGGCGGUGGCCACGCCCGAAUUUCAAGCGGUGGCGGCCAAGUUUGGCGACUUCCCGCACGAGCCCAGCCUGUACACCGUCGCGGACGAUGCCAGCGACCUCUAG